Messenger RNA from Aspergillus oryzae RIB40, 474 nucleotides. RefSeq lists its product as uncharacterized. Lineage: Eukaryota; Fungi; Ascomycota; Eurotiomycetes; Eurotiales; Aspergillaceae. The transcript is spliced from 2 exons. Bases 1 to 474 code for a protein of 157 amino acids. The record is from RefSeq and is a predicted model, not a curated record.
AUGGUUCCGACCCAUUUUAUGCAACAUAACAGCAUCCUCGACACAUUCAAGCAGAGCCCCGAAUCUUUUGACCAUUACACCCACUACUAUACCUCCAAAUUGUUUGGGCUUCUCUGGGCACUUGCUCUCUCUCGACGCAUUGACCGUGAAAAGUUUUCGGUCGUUCUGGCGUCUCCUGGUCUAUGCAAGAGCGAGCUAUUCCGGCAUGUGAGGUCUGCACCCACAGAUAUUUUGGCCAAUUGCUUCGCUCGGUCAUGCGACGAGGGAGCAAGAAUGAUCAUGAUAGCCUCCGUACAAGAGCUGGCAGAGAACAGUGAGCCCAGCUACUAUAGCCAAGGAAGCCUAGUACCCGUUUCUCGCUUUUCGUCAAGCGCCGAAGGACUCCUCUGUCAGGACAGACUGUGGCAGGAAGUGGCGAGCACGCUAGUGCAGGUGGAUCCUGACUUUGAAGCUUAUUUGCAACUAGCCUGCUAA